This is a messenger RNA of Saccharomycopsis crataegensis, 414 nucleotides long. RefSeq lists its product as uncharacterized. The coding region runs from base 1 to 414 and encodes 137 amino acids. Lineage: Eukaryota; Fungi; Ascomycota; Saccharomycetes; Ascoideales; Saccharomycopsidaceae. The record is from RefSeq and is a predicted model, not a curated record. The transcript has a single exon.
AUGUUUUACCUAUUGAGAUCAAAUAUCCGGAUUAUUUCAAGAACCCCUUGUCAUUACAGGAGCUUUGGGGUCUGCGUCGCAGCUAACAAAUCGAUUUCCGAAAACAUCAAGCAUACCGCCGAUACCAUCAACCACAAGCUCGGGGAUAUCGCUAUCAAUAUUUUGGAUAAAGCAGAACUGGCGGCCCAGAAGACAAAGAAAACGAUGGAUAGUGUGUCGCACAAAUCUGGAGAACAGUUUGGCGAGGCAAAGGAUAAAUUGAAGCAUGAAGCAGAUGCAAAAUUAAAGACAAGUAAAAACCGGGAGGAGUCAAGCACCCCCGAGGUCAAGAAGAAUUUCAAAGGCUAUGACAGUUUGGCCGAUAAGGGGAAGAAAGUAGAGAGUGAACAAAAUAGAGCCGAUGAUGGUUUGUAG